Messenger RNA from Thermothielavioides terrestris NRRL 8126, 1372 nucleotides. RefSeq lists its product as uncharacterized. The record is from RefSeq and is a predicted model, not a curated record. Gene Ontology annotation, biological process: regulation of dephosphorylation; regulation of signal transduction. The transcript has a single exon. Gene Ontology annotation, cellular component: cytosol. Lineage: Eukaryota; Fungi; Ascomycota; Sordariomycetes; Sordariales; Chaetomiaceae. Gene Ontology annotation, molecular function: protein phosphatase 2A binding. The coding region runs from base 155 to 1273 and encodes 372 amino acids.
GCUUGAUUCGCGUCUCCAGCUCCAACUCCAACUCCAAGGAAAUUAGAGAUCCCCGUCCACAUCGGAGCUCCCUGUCGAGUCAAGGUAUUAUAGACCUACCUAACUCCUGAUUGGACUUCCCAAUAUUGCCCAACCAAAGCAACCCACAAAAGCCAUGGACGACGAAACCCGCUCGCUCAAGGCCAUGUUCGCCGACGCUGAGUCCAAGCGGCUUGCGAUCGAGAACGCCACGUUCAGUCCCAAUUCCUCAGAAUACGCCGACGCGGUGUCAUCAGCAAUAAAACUCUAUCAGACCUGCCUCGGCAUGAUCAGCGUGCUCGCCAUCUUCAGUCCAAACGAGUCCCUCGAGGACCUCUCGACCACCGACCUGCCCUUCCUCCUCAUCCACUUCCACCUCGCCGAACUAACGCAGAGGCUACCCUCCUCGUCCCCGCAAGAGCGCAAGCGCAUCCUCUCAGCCGCCCGCGACGCCUACGAGCAGUACCUCCACCAACUAGACUCCUAUGGCCUGCUGUCGCCAAGGUACCAGAAACUCCUCGAGCAAUACACCGACUCGCCGACCACCUUCAGCAUGAUAUCCACCUCAGACCCCGCCGCCCGCCGCGACGCCAAGAUCGCAAUCUUCAAGGCCGAAAAGGAGCUCCGCGCCAAGCUCGACUACCUCCGUCAGCGGCCAGAGUACGGGACCGAGGACGGGGGCGGAGACGAAGGCGCCGUCCGGCAGGCGCACCUGGCCCACCUCGACUACAGCACCCACAUGGCCUUCCAAGCGCUCGAAAGCCUCAACCGGGAGUGGGAGAUCCUCGCGCUGGCGCCGUCCGAGGAGUCGCCCUCGCCCGCGGGGCCCAACGCGCAGGAGCAGGAAGACGCGCGGCGGCGACAGCGCGGGACAGCCGGCGGGUUGGGCGACAACUACAGCGACCGCCUUGAUGCGCCGCUGCGCCCCGUCCGCAACCUGCCCGGCGGGCCGCUGCUCUCGCAGGAGGGCAAGCCGCUGCAGCCGUUCACGCUGCUCAACACGCGGCAGGAGCUCGCCCGGGGCGUCUUCCGGCCGGGGCACAACCUGCCGACCAUGACCAUCGACGAGUACCUGGAGGAGGAGAGGCGGCGCGGCGGGAUUAUCGAGGGCGGCGGCGAGGCGAGCUUGCAGCAGCCGGAGCCGGACGAGGAUGACAUCGAGAAGGCCGACGCCGAGACGAUGAAGGCGCGGGCGUGGGACGAGUUCGUCGAGGCGAAUCCGCGCGGCAGUGGGAAUACCCUGAAUAGAGGAUAGAUUGUGAGGCCUGGUUGUCGAUGAGUACCGGUAAAUGCGACCGCAGGAUGGCAUGUACGUCGUCGAAUACACUCGACUUGAUGCUUGUAUAAUUGCGGU